AUGCCCUUCUCAUACGAUAAUUGCAGCCAGAUUCCCGGCCCUCUUGAAGCGUAUGGGGACAUUGCAGGGUUAGGUGUAAAGAUCGUUGACAUCAUCUGCCGGGACGCUCAGGUUGUGAUUGGGUUCGCCGGCAGCGCGUGGCUGACGGUCCUGAUCCUCGUCGCCUACUACGCUUUCGCCUUCGAUCCACUCGCGGACCCUUUUGAGGGCACAGGCAGACAGAACAAACAGAACAAAGCCCCUUACAUCCCGAACCCGAUGGAUCUGUUGCUGGCUAGAUACACCAAGUACUUGCGGAGACGUCAAAAUCAAAAGGGAAACUCAGUUGAAAACGCAUUUCACAAGGUUAGCUUCUGA
Molecule: messenger RNA, 357 nt
Organism: Colletotrichum higginsianum IMI 349063
Lineage: Eukaryota; Fungi; Ascomycota; Sordariomycetes; Glomerellales; Glomerellaceae
Exons: 2
Coding region: 1-357 (118 amino acids)
Source: RefSeq, a predicted model, not a curated record